Cordyceps fumosorosea ARSEF 2679 is the source of this 771-nucleotide messenger RNA. RefSeq names its product MYB-like protein. The transcript has a single exon. The record is from RefSeq and is a predicted model, not a curated record. The coding region runs from base 1 to 771 and encodes 256 amino acids. Lineage: Eukaryota; Fungi; Ascomycota; Sordariomycetes; Hypocreales; Cordycipitaceae.
AUGCUUCUUCCUUCUGCGCUCCCAUGCGACCGCUCCGGUCGGGGCAUGGUCUCGCCGCCCGCGAGCCCGCCCAAGCUCUCAACGACAGUCACCUUUGCCGCCCCCCCGACGAGCUGCUUCACUCUACAGAGCCUCAUGGCCAGCGCCGCCGCCGAGCACCAAGCGCAACAACAGCAACUUGACCAUGGCUACAACUACAACCAACAACACGACAGCCAUGCGCAACAUCAUCUCCAGUCAUACUUUGGCGGCGCGUUGCUGCCCCAGCCGCCGCCCACGCCGCCCACGGCUCACGCUCCGUCGCCCAUGAAGCUGCGUCUGCGCACAAACUUCCGCGAGGAUGGCCCCCGCGGCAUCGUCAAGCGCACCGCGCCGCCUCGGCACAAGCGCACCCUCUCAUCGGAGAGCAGCAGCAGCAGCAGCAGCGAUAGGGAAAAGACUCCUGAGCCGCCCACCACACCCAAGCGCUCACGCAUCGCCCCGGAGCGUAUGCCGCUCGGCCUUGCCCGCGCCGACUUUCACAACUUACACGAGGCCUCAACACCACCACCAUUCCAAGACGACAGCAGUGCCGCAGAGUGGACGACAGAGGAUGAUGGCAUCCUCGUCGAGCUCGUCCUUGAAAAACUCAAGCUCUCCAAAGCGGACUGGCAGGACUGCGCGCGCAGCCUUGGCAAGGACAGACACGCCCUGGCUCGCCGAUGGAAAAGCCUGGUCCUCAACGACGACGUUGGCCUGAAGCGCCGCAAGGUUCCGUCGACGUGGCGAUGA